GGUCUCCUCCGAAUUCUCACGUUGGAUAACCAUUGCAUUAUUAUUUUUAUAAAAAAAUUUUUUGAGACAGUCUUUUUUGUAUUUUUAGUAGAGAUGGGGUUUUACCAUGUUGGCCAGGCUGGUCUCAAACUACUCACCUCAGGUGAUCUGCUCACUUUGGCCUCCCAAAGUGGAGGGAUUACAGGCGUGAGCGACUGCACAUUGCAUUAUUUUUGUCCCAAAUGUGAGCAGUGGAGACACCUGAUAGGCAACUGCUUAAAAGGAUAAGAUUGUGGUGAGACAGUGGAAGGUAUCCACUAAGUGGUAAAGAGAAAAAGCUAACAAUGGGAUCAUCCUUUUUGUAAAACAAAAUGAAAGGAAACAAGAAAAUGUUCCAUAAGUUUACACGUAGGAAUAGCAAACCUAAUGCCUGAUUUUACACCCUGUGCUUUUUUUUUUUUUUUUUUUUUUUGAGACAGGGUCUCACUCUGUCACCCAGGAUGGAGAGCAGUGGUGCGAUCAUAGGUCACUGCAGUCCUCAACGGCUGGGGCCCAGUGAUCCUCCCAUCUCAGCCUCUUGAGUAGCUGGGACCACAGGUCUAAGUCACCACACCUGUUGUUUUUUUUGUUUGUUUGUUUUUGUUUUAAGUAGAAACGAGGUCUCACUAUGCUGCCCAGGCUGUUCUCCUGACUUCAAGCGAUCCUUCCGCUUUGGCUUCCCAAAGUGCUGGGAUUACAGGCGUGGGCCAUCGCCACCAGUCCAUUCUGUGUCUUUUGAAUUGUUUUUGUUUGUUUGUUUGUUUGUUUGUUUUUCGAGAAGGAAUCUUGCUCUGUUGCCCAGGCUGGAGUGCAUCUCUGGUGUGAUCUCGGCUCACCGCAACCUCUGCUUCCCGGGGUCAAAGGAUUCUCCUGCCUCGGCCUCCCCACUAUCUGGGAUUACAGGUGCCCACCACCACGCCUGGCUAAUUUUGUAUUUUUAGUAGAGACGAGGUUUCUCCAUGUUGGUCAGGCUGGUCUCCAACUCCUGACCUCGAGAUCCUCCCCCUUCGGCUUCCCAAAGUGCUGGGAUUAUAGGUGUGAGCCACAGUGCCCGGCUUUUUUUUUUUUUUUGAGACGGAGUUUCACUCUGUCACCCAGGCUGGAGUGCAGUGGCGCGAUCUCAGCUCACUGCAACCUCCGCCCCCCCGGGUUCAAGCGAUUCUCCUGCCUCAGCCUCCUGAGUAGCUGGGAUUACAGGCGCCUGCCACCACACGCAGCUAACUUUUGUAUUUUUAGUAGAGACGGGGUUUCACCAUGUUGGCCAGGCUGGUCUCGAACUCCUGACUUCAGGUGAUCCACCCGCCUCAGCCCCCAAAGUGCUGGGAGUACAGGGGUGAGCCACCACGCCCGGCGAAUUUAACUUUUAUCAGGAGCCGUAUUACAUUGACAAUGGAGAGGAAGAAAACAGCACAGUAUGAUCAAGUUUAACUAGUGGGUAAUUAGCUGGAAAAGAACUCUCGACUCUUGUUCAAAGAGGUUCAAGCUGCUGUGCUUGUGCGGCAAGGACAGUGUCCAAAUGAAAAACUACAAAUCAGUCAUCUGUCCUUCAUUUUCUCCAUUCCCCCCACUCACUACACAGCUAAGAAAGCUCAAAGGUACCCUGCAGACACUCAAAACUUGAGGGCACGCAACUCUCAGUUACGAGUGGUGUCAAUCAUAAUGACAGAAUGAAGUACCAGUGCAAGAAACUGGAAGCGUGUGGAUGUCUCCAGGCUGGAAGUCUGGGUUCGAAAUGUCUGCAAUGCCUCGCACUUGUAGCCCGUGGGUAUCCCUGAUCUUCAGAAGCCACUGGUUUCUCCGCCAAACAAAGGGUAUGUACCUCAUGGGCUCAGGUCAAAAAAGUCUUCUAAACAACCCUCUAAUGUUUAUCUUUCACAGCCUGCCGGGCACACCCAUCUUCAAAGGCAGCGGACGGAAAAGUGCCAAGAUGGAUGGACAUAUGGCUGUCGCCGCACUCCCGUGUCCAAGCGCCAAGGCCGAAUGACCACUUAGGUCAGGAGAUUUUUCCCCUCCAGGCUGCUGUUCCCGGGAGAUGUCCCAACGUCUCUAGUCCAGCCCCUAACUCAGCACUCUACACAUCCGACGCUUAACGAAAGCUAUUCCAACUUUUUACCAGCCGUCCGCAGUGAUUUUCACCAGUAGAGCCCGGAUGAAAGAGGAGCCCGUAGUAACCGCGGCAACCGAAAAACCAGGCGGAAAGGGUGGGGCCCUGGGCGGAAGGGGCGGGGCCCUGGGGCCUUUUCCCGGCGUCCAUUUAGUGGCGGGAAAAGCGACCUUUUCUGAGUGCGUUUGCCUGCUGAGUGGUAGCCUUUCCUCUCAACCAGCAAUGGAGGAGCAGCCCCAGGUGCAAGACGCCGACGAGCCCGCGGACUCCGGAGGGGAAGGCCUGGCAGGCGGGCCACCGCAGGUCGCCGGCGCCCAGGCGGCGCGCAGCGAGGACCGCAUGACCCUGCUCAUCAGGCUGAGAGCACAGACAAAACAACAACUCCUAGAAUAUAAAUCAAUGGUUGAUGCAAGUGAAGAAAAAACUCCAGAACAAAUUAUGCAAGAAAAGCAAAUCGAAGCUAAAAUUGAAGACCUGGAAAAUGAAAUUGAAGAGGUAAAAGUUGCUUUUGAGAUAAAAAAGCUUGCAUUAGACAGGAUGAGACUUUCAACUGCGCUUAAAAAAAACCUGGAGAAAAUUAGCACCCAGUCUAGUGUGCUCAUGGAUAACAUGAAACACCUAUUAGAGCUAAAUAAAUUAAUAAUGAAAUCACAGCAGGAAUCUUGGGAUUUAGAGGAAAAACUGCUUGAUAUUAGAAAGAAGAGAUUGCAAUUAAAACAAGCUUCAGAAAGUAAGCUUUUAGAAAUACAGACUGAAAAGAACAAACAGAAGAUUGAUUUGGACAGUAUGGAAAACUCAGAGAGGAUAAAGAUCAUACGACAAAACCUACAGAUGGAGAUAAAAAUUACUACUGUUAUUCAACACGUGUUCCAGAACCUUAUUUUGGGGAGUAAAGUCAAUUGGGCAGAGGAUCCUGCCCUUAAGGAAAUUGUUCUGCAGCUUGAGAAGAAUGUCGACAUGAUGUAAUAAGAAUUCAUUUCUGACAUAUUUUACAUUUCUGGCAAUCUCAACUCUUAUUUGGAAUACUUCUGUGCAUUUGUCUGUCCACCGUAAUUUUAGAAAAGCAUAUCCAUAACGUUUACAGUUGUACAGCUGUGGUUAGUUAUUUGUAGUGGGAUUGAAAGUAAUUUUUUUCUUUUUAUAUUUCUAUAUUUAGUUUGUUUUUUGUUGUUGUUGUUGUUUGAGAUGGAGUCUCGCUUUGUUGCCCAGACUGGAGGGCAGUGGCGCGAUCUCGGCUCACUGCAACCUCUGCCUCCCGGGUUCAAGCAGUUCUGCGUCAGCCUCCCAAGUAGCUGUGACUAAAGGUGCACGCUGCCAUGCCCAGCUAAUUUUUUGUAUUUUAGUAGAGACGGGGUUUCACCGUGUUGCCCAGGCUGGUCUCAGAACUCCUGAGCUCAGGCAGUCCACCGCCUCGGCCUACCAAAGUGCUAGGAUUACAGACGUAAGCCACCGAGCCUGGUCUAGUUUGCAUUUUUUUUUCUAUCAGUUUUAUAAGUUAAGAAAUAAAAGGAAUUAAUGUUA
Molecule: messenger RNA, 3643 nt
Organism: Gorilla gorilla gorilla (western lowland gorilla)
Lineage: Eukaryota; Metazoa; Chordata; Mammalia; Primates; Hominidae
Gene: CENPH
Product: centromere protein H
Exons: 9
Coding region: 2168-3088 (306 amino acids)
Biological process (GO): chromosome segregation; kinetochore assembly; mitotic spindle organization
Cellular component (GO): kinetochore; nucleus
Molecular function (GO): kinetochore binding
Source: RefSeq, a predicted model, not a curated record